CCUGCUCGCGAGACAGAAAAUAGGAGGGCUUUAGACUAAUCAGGACCUCAGACGAGUGCGCCCUCCGGAGCGAGGUGUGGAAGUCAAGGUGGACAGCAGCGACUAAUCAAUGCACUCGCCCGAUACUACACUCGCCUUAGGAGCGGAACAGUAGCUCGCGUUUGAUUUUACACGCUCAACUGUGUUAUAUCGUCUCCGAAUGAACAGCCAUGGGGGAAUGGACAAUUCUCGAGCGUCUCCUGGAGGCGGCUGUCCAACAGCACUCUACUAUGAUCGGGAGGAUCCUACUGACAGUGGUGGUGAUCUUCCGGAUUCUAAUUGUUGCAAUUGUAGGAGAGACCGUGUACGACGACGAGCAGUCCAUGUUCGUGUGUAACACUUUACAGCCAGGCUGUAACCAAGCUUGCUAUGACAAAGCGUUCCCUAUAUCUCACAUCAGAUACUGGGUGUUCCAGAUCAUCAUGGUUUGCACACCCAGUCUGUGCUUCAUCACAUACUCGGUGCAUCAGUCGGCCAAACAGAAGGAGCGGAGAUACUCCACAGUAUACCUGUCCCUAGACAAAGAUCCCGAUUCAAUGAAACGAGACGACAGCAAAAAGAUCAAAAACACCAUCGUGAACGGAGUACUUCAGAACACGGAAAACUCCACCAAAGAAUCCGAGCCCGACUGUUUGGAAGUGAAAGAAAUCCCCAGUUCAGUCAUGAGAACUACCAAAUCUAAAAUGAGAAGACAAGAGGGCAUCUCGAGGUUUUACAUCAUUCAGGUGGUUUUCAGGAACGCGCUGGAGAUCGGCUUCUUGGUUGGCCAGUAUUUCUUGUACGGAUUCAACGUUCCAGCUGUGUACGAGUGCGAUCGCUACCCUUGCAUCAAAGACGUCGAAUGCUACGUUUCGAGGCCCACUGAGAAAACCGUGUUCCUCGUCUUCAUGUUUGCGGUCAGUGGGAUUUGCGUGGUGCUCAACCUUGCAGAACUCAAUCACCUGGGCUGGAGGAAAAUCAAAACGGCGGUGAGGGGGGUUCAGGCCAGGAGGAAGUCCAUAUACGAGAUUAGAAACAAGGACUUACCGCGGAUGAGCAUGCCGAAUUUCGGCCGCACCCAGUCGAGUGACUCUGCCUAUGUCUAAUGCUCCUUCAUCAGUAGUUCAUCAGAGCAGAGGUGCUCAAUCCUGGUCCAGGAAGACCUCAGGAUGCACAUUUUGGAUGAAACACACAGUUGAAGUCUUGGAGCCUCUAUUCUAAAUGAAUAGCUAACUCAAAAAUGAAAAUUCGACCUCAUGUCGUUCCAAAUCUGUAUGACUUUCUUUCUUCUGUGGAACACAAAAGAAGAUAUUUUGAAGAAUGUGUUGGUCCAUGCAAUGAAAGUCAAUGGGAUAACACUGGACCCCAUUGACCCUACUGAGAUUUUUUUCAAAAUAUCUUCAUUUGUCGUCUACAGAACAACAUUAGGGUGAGUAAGUCAUGACAUCAUUUUCAUAUUUGGGUCCCAAUGGCAUCCAAAAUGCACUUCUGGAGGACCCCAGGACCAGGAUUCAAUUAUUCCAACCACUGCAUUCAAUGAUAUACAAGAAAAGUUAUGAACUGUUCAUCUCACCUGUUUCAUGGUGGGGUAGAUGGAUUUUAUUCGUCUGUUAUGAACAACCAGAACAAACGGACCAAAUGUUUGUUUCUUAUCAGUUACUGAAGGGCACUGAUGCAACUUUUUUAUUGGUCAGAACGGAAAGCUUGCAAUGAGUUUUCGACAUUUAUUUCUUCGUUCACACGAUCAGCUGAACCCGAAAUAUGUUUUGCACUAAAUAUGGAUUUAAAGAAGCCAAAACGAACCCGAAUUGUGCUGUGAAGGUCUUUUGUUUCAUUAUAUUGUAUUCUCAUUCUGGUUUUAGCUCGCACAUGUGAUAGUUUCAGUUUACUCACCGCAACUAGUUAGACCGCAGUUCACAUAUGUUUAUCUGUACUAUAUGAAUCAUAUCUCUCUUCUGGCUUAGAUAGAUUGGCAUCUUUAAUGAUUUGGUUGCCUGUGCUUGCACCACUGACCUUAACGUAAGUUAUCGUUCUGUUAUAUUUAAGCUGACUUGCAGAUCAGCAGCCGGUGAACUGGCCAAUGCUGCAUAAUGCUUAACUGUCUAUCUUUUGUAUUUAUUUAUUUAUUAAUGUAUUGGAUUGAUUUAUUUAUUUUUGACACCAAAGCGCCCAUUGCUUUCAUUUGUGGGAAACAGAUAUAUUGCUUUUAUGUAUUCAAGUGCCAUAUGUGUAAAUAGAUAUAUACAUAUUAUAGUAUAUUGUAAUCCUUAUCAUGAGAUAUGAAUUCCAUGAACUCUUUGCGUGGACUGUUUUAAAGGAUGUCCGAUCCCUUUAAUGUGAGAUGUUUGGGAAUGGAAGAGUGGGAAAAAAUCAUCCAUCCAUGUUUUACAUUCAUGAAAAGUAUGAUAUUGCAUUUAAAGUACAUAUAAAGCACAGUUGAUCAGAAAUCAGUGAAUAAGGGGUUGAGAUUCACUUCCCCUGGUGCUUCUAUUUCUCAAAAAAAAAAUGAUGUU
Molecule: messenger RNA, 2531 nt
Organism: Onychostoma macrolepis
Lineage: Eukaryota; Metazoa; Chordata; Actinopteri; Cypriniformes; Cyprinidae
Gene: gjd2b
Product: gap junction protein delta 2b
Exons: 2
Coding region: 210-1124 (304 amino acids)
Biological process (GO): cell communication
Cellular component (GO): connexin complex
Source: RefSeq, a predicted model, not a curated record